AGAUAACCUAUUUUGAACUACAAUCAGUUAAAGCAUUCCUUCAAUUAAUUAGUUAUAAUGUCAGAUUUGUGUCCAGUUUAUGCUCCAUUUUUUGGUUCUAUCGGUUGUGCUUCUGCAAUCGUUUUCACUUGUUUCGGUGCCUCUUACGGUACUGCUAAGUCAGGUGUUGGUAUUUGUGCCACUUGUGUUACUAGACCAGAUUUAAUAGUUAGAAACGUUGUUCCAGUCGUUAUGGCUGGUAUUAUCGCCAUUUAUGGUUUAGUCGUUUCUGUCUUAGUUUCCGAUAGCUUGAAACAACAACAAGCAUUAUACACUGGUUUCAUCCAAUUAGGUGCCGGUUUAUCUGUCGGUUUAUCUGGUUUGGCCGCUGGUUUCGCCAUUGGUAUUGUUGGUGAUGCUGGUGUUAGAGGUACUGCUCAACAACCAAGAUUAUUCGUUGGUAUGAUUUUAAUCUUAAUUUUCGCCGAAGUCUUAGGUUUAUAUGGUCUUAUUGUUGCCUUAUUAUUAAACUCUAGAGCUACUCAAGAUGUUAUCUGUUAGAUUUUUUGAUGUUUUCCCUCUCUAGAGUGAUUCUCCAGGUUUUCAUAUUUUUGCUUGCAUAGAACCUUGGUUUCUUAAGUAUUCUUAGCUUUAUACUUAAGUUUAACAUCAUCCUAAGUUAUCUUUUCCUUUUUUUAUAUAUUUAAUUCAUUCCUAAACUUUUUAUUAAAAUCAAAAAAAUAAAGGCACUUUAAAGUGGACUUUUGUUAUUUUUAAUCUAUUUUAUAGAAGUAAUCAAGUAAAGCAAAAAAUCCUUGUUUUUUGUAUUUAUUUAUCUCUAUUUUACAUUAUAUUUUCCAGUUUUUAUUAUUCUUCUACAAUGUUUAUUUUCAAUAUAUAUAUGAACUUACAUUAAAU
Scheffersomyces coipomensis is the source of this 897-nucleotide messenger RNA. RefSeq names its product H(+)-transporting V0 sector ATPase subunit c (gene CUP5). Lineage: Eukaryota; Fungi; Ascomycota; Pichiomycetes; Serinales; Debaryomycetaceae. Gene Ontology annotation, molecular function: proton-transporting ATPase activity, rotational mechanism. The record is from RefSeq and is a predicted model, not a curated record. Bases 58 to 540 code for a protein of 160 amino acids. Gene Ontology annotation, biological process: proton transmembrane transport. The transcript has 2 exons. Gene Ontology annotation, cellular component: membrane; proton-transporting V-type ATPase, V0 domain.